AUGAUGAGCUAUUUCUUCGAACCAAAUCCAAGUUCAACUAUUGAAACUAAUGAAAAAAUAAUCAAUGAAAUUAUUCAACAAAUUUAUCAAUCCUUCGAACAAUUACAGCAAUCCCUAUUGAAUUUUGAAAGUACCAACAAAAUAUCUUCUCCGGAAGUUUGCUUAAAUGAUCUCAAUCAAAUCUUUAAUCGAUUAAUAGAUUUAAAACUUAAUAAUUAUUCGGAUGUUAUGAAUAUGUUUGAGAUAAUAUUGAAAAACUAUCUUGAUCUAAUUGAUAUGAAUCAAUUUAUUGAUAUUAUUGCUCAUCGUUAUGCAUGUAAAAGUAAUAUUGUGUUCGCCUCAUUUUUUGAGUCAUUAAAUCCAGAAGGGGCAUUAGAGUUAACGCACAAAAUGCCAAUUAAAGUUCGUCAACAGAUGUAUUAUCGUAUACUUGAUCAAAUAUGUUCAUCAAAACGAAUUCAUUCUUUUCUUAAUAAUGAAUUAUUAGUUUCCAUCGAUGAUAACCAUAUUAAACGUAUAGUCAGUAAUUUUUGUGGAUUAAUAUUAAUUUUGGUUUUAAAAAUUUUGAAUAGUUUAAAUGUAAAAUUAUUAGACAUAGAAUUGAAGAAAUAUCAAAAUAAUCUAUUUGUCCCUUUCAUAAAAUUUAUUGAUGAAUAUUUUCUAACAAAUCAAUGCUUACAACACGAUGUUUUAAUUAGACAUACACUAGAGUUUCUUCAGAUGGUAAGUGAUCAACCAUUAACAAUAUCGAUAUUUAUCAAUGCCACGUGUCCGCAAGCAUGUUUACGUUGGUUAUCGCUGCCCUAUUUGAAUGAUUAUGAAUAUAUUCAUUGUCUACAGAUUGUCUAUAAUAUUGCUCGUCAUGAUCAAGGAGUGAUUAUUCUUAAUCAAUGUCAAUGUUACAGUGUAUUAAUGCAAUUCAAUACGGAUAUAUUAAAUAAUAAGAUGGAUUUUAUAAUCGAUAAAAACUGGUAUGAAGAUCUUCAACUAAUUUAUUUUAUGACAAUAGUUUUAAUUAUUGAUCCCAACGAACUUGUAGCUGAAAGUACUGAUUGGUUUAUAACAUAUCGGUUGUUACCAGUGAUUUCCCAUAGUAUGUUAUCACGUACAUUUCGACAUCGAAAAUUUCAUAUAUCAGAAUUCAUGAUUGUUCUAAUGAAAUUGUGUACCAACGAUAAUUUCCUUCAUUCUAUUUCUACGAAAAAGAAUUAUAAAUUAUCACAAGAUGUGCUUGAUUUAUUGAAUUUUUUAUUGCAUUGUGUUGAAAUCGAAAGAGUUGAUUAUAACUUUUUAUCGUUGGAUGUUUUGACAAUUACGGCAUCAGCAAAUAUUUUAUGGAGUAUUUCAUUUCACGAUCGAUAUAAGAAUAAAUUAAUUGAAAAUAUUGAAAUUAUAAAUAGACUCGUAGCAUUUGAGUCAAGUGAUACUAUUGACAAAAUACUACCGAAUAUUUACAUACCUCGUCAUAUGUCGCCAUUGAAACGAGCAAUGGAUGGCAUUUUACAAAAUUUAUAUCCUGAGUCAAAUAUAGAUUUAGACAUCAGUUCUUCAACGAAAUCUAAAUCUGUUGGUUCACUAAUGAUCAGUUAUUCUCAUGUUGACAUUGAUUUUUGUCGACAAUUAUAUGAUACGCUCAGUACUGUUCCUGAAUUAUCCAUCAGUAUUGAUUUUAACUCUGGUAAAUAUUCAUGGAAAGACAUCGCGCAAACGAUUGCGCAAUCAGACCUGGUUGUUUUUCUUUUAUCACAAAAUUUUUUCAACAGUAAAUCGUGCCGUCAGGAAUUUAUCUAUGUUACAGAUACAUUGAAAAAGCCAUUUAUCCCAGUCUUUAUCGAUACGGAGUAUGAAGUAAUAGAAUGGCUUAAAAUUCGAAUAAACGAAGUCAAACAUAUUCGUUUUGACGAAAAUGAUUUUCUACAUAUUUGUAAUCAGUUAAUAUCAAUGAUCAAAGAAAAUAUUUCCUUAAACAUAGUUGUAACCAAAAAUACGUUCGAUAUCGAACAAUGGUUUCAUAGCAAUAAUCUUAUGUUGGAAUUACAAGAAUUUUAUCAGUUUCAAACUGGUAAUGAACUAUUAUUGUAUGCUGAAGCCAUAUUAGAAACUUUGUGGACAAAAGAAUAUGAAAGAAUACGAACAAGAUUUGAAGAAAAGUUCAAACAAAAACAGCUGUGUCUUUCGCCACAUGAGUUCUUAAAAUUUAUCAAUGCAUUAAACUCUUUGAAAAGCAAGAAUCUAAGUUCAACUGCAUGA
This is a messenger RNA of Rotaria socialis, 2250 nucleotides long. The record is from the annotation of a GenBank genome assembly. NCBI's taxonomy places the organism in Eukaryota, Metazoa, Rotifera, Eurotatoria, Philodinida, Philodinidae.